This is a messenger RNA of Megalops cyprinoides (Indo-Pacific tarpon), 1073 nucleotides long. It is a transcript of the gene hacd1, whose product is annotated as 3-hydroxyacyl-CoA dehydratase 1. Gene Ontology annotation, biological process: very long-chain fatty acid biosynthetic process; fatty acid elongation; sphingolipid biosynthetic process. Gene Ontology annotation, cellular component: endoplasmic reticulum membrane. NCBI's taxonomy places the organism in Eukaryota, Metazoa, Chordata, Actinopteri, Elopiformes, Megalopidae. Gene Ontology annotation, molecular function: 3-hydroxyacyl-CoA dehydratase activity; phosphatase activity. The transcript has 7 exons. The coding region runs from base 29 to 757 and encodes 242 amino acids. The record is from RefSeq and is a predicted model, not a curated record.
CUGACUUUCCCACUCUGUCCCCGGUACCAUGGCGUCCAGCGAGGAGGACGGCUCGGUGGAGGAAAAGGAAAACAACAACAAGAAGAGAACGAAAAGUGCCCUCGCGACCGCAUGGCUCACGUUUUAUAACAUUGCCAUGACCGCCGGGUGGCUGGUGUUGGCUGUGGCAAUGAUCCGGUUUUACAUACAGAAAGGGACACACAAGGGUCUUUACAGAAGUAUAUCAAGGACACUGAAGUUUUUCCAGACUGUUGCAUUACUUGAGGUUAUCCAUUGUGCAGUUGGAAUGGUGCGUACAUCUGUGAUCGUGACUGGGGUCCAAGUGUGUUCGAGAAUAUUCAUGGUUUGGUUCGUUACUAACAGCAUUAAACAGAUCCAGAAUGAAGAGAGUGUUGUCCUUUUCCUGGUCGUGUGGACGGUGACAGAAAUAACCAGAUAUUCCUUCUAUACAUUCAAUCUGCUCAACCACUUGCCAUAUUUCAUCAAAUGGGCCAGAUACAACAUGUUUAUCGUCAUGUACCCGCUUGGAGUGGCUGGUGAACUCAUGACCAUUUACGCUGCUCUACCAUACGUUCGCAAGUCCGGAAUGUUCUCAAUGAGGCUCCCCAACAAAUACAAUGUCUCUUUUGACUAUUACAUCUUCCUCAUCAUCGUCAUGAUCUCUUAUAUCCCAUUGUUCCCACAACUAUAUUUCCAUAUGCUACGUCAAAGGAGAAAGGUGCUUCACGGGGAGGUGAUAGUUGAGAAGGACGAGUAGAACAACCACACAGCCUGUCUGGCUUUCUCAUGAAGAGCAAGACCGCACAGUCAUGCCAAUACCACCACCACCACCAUCCACCCACCCAACACCACCAAGGAGCCAGAGUAACGAUCACAGAACAGGAAUAAACGGCUGUGCGGGAAAAAAAACAACCAUGUGGAUUCUUCUGUUCCUUUACCUCCACAGAACAUCAGAGUACUCAGUUGGUCAGCCUUGAUACCCACAUACUGUUCACUGGUGUAGGGAAGAGCGAUUGAGAAAGAGGGUAACAUCACAAGUUGUGUUUGGGUUUCUGUCAUCUGGAAACUGUAAG